Molecule: messenger RNA, 3834 nt
Organism: Coregonus sp. 'balchen'
Lineage: Eukaryota; Metazoa; Chordata; Actinopteri; Salmoniformes; Salmonidae
Source: the annotation of a GenBank genome assembly
AUGGAGGUAGUCGUGAAAGCUGAUCUGUUUAAACUCGGUAGUCUUAUUGACGUGGAUGACCUGCGACUUGGAGUUGAACAGUACCAAGACCAAGAGCCGUGUAGGGCUACAGCAUCCGCAGCCGGAGAUGAGUACAGAAUACUUGCAGCGCUAUCGGACUGUGGAACCAAUCAUUUGGUAAUUAUGGUGAAUGUUGUGCUUCAGUAGCUGAUGUCAUAAAAUGACCUCUUUUAAAUUCUGCUUUGUGAAUCCACAGAUGAACAAAGACUCCUUGAUCUAUACAAACCUCCUCAGAUAUACGCCCAGAACCACUCCAGAUGGGGUUAUUCGACUGGAUGGUGCUGUAAUCCCAAUUGAGUGUCACUAUAAAAGGUGAGUUUAGGCUAUGCUGUUGUAUGAUCAUGACUACUGUGUGGCCCUAUUGGUUUGCUUACAGACUCUUUACUUUUUGUUUCAGGAAGUACAGUUUGAACAGUGCCUCUCUCCAGCCGACCUGGAUCCCCUUCACCGCCACAGUGUCUGCUGAAGACACCCUGCAGUUCUCCUUAACCCUUAUGACAAGUGGGUAUAUAAAUCCUGGGCUGCAUUGAGCAGGGCACAACCUUGUUAAAAGGAGACAUUGUGCUCUCCCAGAAGUUUGGUUGGUGUGUAAAACCUGUUACUUGAAUGUUCAGAUAUACAUUUACUAUGUAGCACAAAUGACCCUCUGACAUGCAAAAUACAGAAUCUUAUCAGACAUCCCUUUUUAUUGCUGACAUUUCUAUCUGCAACGUUAAACAGUUAUCCUAUGGCCCUGUUAACAAACCCCUCCAUGUACCUUUUAACCCAUUCAUAGAUGCACCUAUUGACUGUAAUAUAUUCUGGUGGGUGUAGUUUUGUUAAGUGCCUUGCUCAUUAACAUUGCAACGCAUCGCUUGCGGUACUGUUUUGGAAACAUAAGGAAGGUAUCUUUCAUAUCGGUGAAGUCAUUUUCAAAAGUUUAAAUGACUAUUUUUUUUUUAUAGGAUUAGGUUUCCCACACUGAAAUAUUCGUUUAGACAGAGGCGUACCUGUGCUAAUUAGCUAGCUGCAUCUGAACACCUGUUUACGGAAGGCUGACUCCACAAAUGUGUUACUGAAGUACUGUCGGCUGCAACUGUAAAAGUGUGCAGUAAGUGUUUUGCUAUGUAAUUGUGACAUGAGCGUAUAGGGCUUUAAGUUUCUAGAACCGUAUUACAAAUUGAUUUGCAUUUUUGGCUGCCAGAGCUAAUUUGCAUCAACAGGACAUAUAAGGACCUUUGCCUAUAAGGAAUAAUGUUAGGCUCCUUUUGUCAAUUAUUGGGAUAACCUGUCAUUACUGCCACUUCCUGUCCAGGUGACUGGCUCUAUGAGCGGGGUUCUGCAGUCUACUUCCUGGGUGAUCCCAUCAACAUUGAGGCGUCUGUCAGGGUUGCUCACCAUACCAGGCUCAGGGUUUUUGUUAGCAGUUGUGUGGCCACACUGGACCCAGACAAGAACUCUGUCCCCAGAUAUGUCUUCAUUGAGCAUGAUGGGUAAGCAAGAGGGUAAACUUCCUAGAACUAAUAUUCUCCGGCUGGCCCAUAGAAUGAUAGUGGCCUCUUUAGCAUGGGCAGCGCCAUUGAGGGCUUCCACCAUGAUGCUGCCAUUUUAAAGUAGUCAACUGGGUGGGGAUGUCUAUGGGUUGUAGCGUCAAUGGCACUGCCCAUGCUGUCAGAUGCUAUAAUGGCACAGAUAUAGAGUCCUCUCUAUGGGCUGUCCCUGUAUGAUAAUAUUAUCCCCAAAUGAUGCAUGGCGGGUUCUUCAUUGGGUACCAAGAAAGAUGAACCGAGCCCCAAUAUGUAUUUAUAUUAUCUCCCUUCCAGGUGCUUGGUGGAUUCCCAGCUGCCUGGCUCCGACUCUGGCUUCAUGCAUAGAACCCAGGACAACAAGCUCCAGUUCCACAUUGAUGCAUUUAGGUUCCACCAGGAGGACAGGCCAGAGGUGAGGGCAGUAUUAAAAAAAAAAACAAAAAAAAAACACGGAUGUUAAGACAAUUAUGAUACUGUAGUUGGUACACGAUGUUGCAGUAACAACUUCCAGCCAUUAUGUAGGCUACUGUGCGUCUGCUUUGUUUUGCUCAUUCUGUUGUGUUUCUACAGCUGUACAUCACAUGCCACCUUAUGGCAGUCCCUGUCAUGGACCAUGCGGAGCCUAGCAACAAGGCAUGCUCCUUCAUCGAUGGCAGGUGUGAGAUCUGACUUAUUUCCUUAGUUAGUCUUACUGGGCUGUGUGACCUAUCCACUGGAAUAACCCUAGCGUUUGUUCAAAUAGGGUGUUCUUGGUCCAUGAGUAUCUUCUAUACAUUUCAGAUGGAGGUCUGCCGAUAAGAAUGAUUUGCUAUGUGGCCGUUGUCCAAGCCUGAAUAGCCAGACGGGGGUUGAUCAAGCUCCAGCACGACGUCCCCUCAGUCCAAGACUAGGUGGUAGCCGACCUGAACCUCGUGGCUACCGCAGCAAACCUCCAGCCUCUGGCGACCAUUGGCGUGGGAUGAGGGCUAAGAAAGGUAUGUUUGGUAUCUUACUCUUGCCUCUUCUAACACAUUGCACAAGAUGGUCCAAGGGGAGUGACCUUCUCCUUCAAUAUGGUUGCAGGAGCUGGGAUUUGAGGAAAUACUAAUUUGAAAGUGUCUUGACUACAAAUGUGUUAGUGAGAAGUUGCCCUUGCCUGUGUUUAAUGAAAAUAUGUUGCCCUUUUUAGUAUGGGACCAGGAUGCUACUUUGGGCCCCAUGAUGGUCUUCAAAACCAAGCAGAGUGCACCUCUAUCUCCACGGACGAGGGAAGGUAUCGCUAUACAUGGCUUCCCCUCCGCAACAGGGGACAGGAGGCCUGUAUCACCUGGCAGUCGUUGGAAGAGUGGAAUGGACUUCAAGAAGGGUAAUUUGACUGUCUGAAAUGGCAGUCUUAAUCCUUAUGUAGUGCAUUACUUUUGCCCAGAUAGUCUUGAAAAUCUGACCCUAAGCAACAGCAUUGCCUAGGGUCUGGUUUCAAUGACAGACUCUAUUGGCAACUUCAAGCAAAAAAAAAACUAUCCAGUGGGUCCUUCAAGCAGACUACUCUCUCAACAAAUCAUGACUCAAACAUCACAAUUUGAAACCACAUUUUGCAGGUAAUACCUUUGCAGUUGACUCAAACUAGCCACUCAAAAUGCGGUCAUUAAACGUAACCUUUGAUCUCUUUAUCUUGCUAGCUAUUUUGUAUUUUAUUCAAGUGGAUAAGGUAGUGACUUAGCUCCUCUCUGCCCAACUGACAUUUUUAUUACGUGCAGACUUGUUGAGCCAGUACGUUAGAAAAGAGGCAACGGGGAUGUCUAGACUAUUGCCUAGACCAUGAGGCGCUGGUCAAAAGUAGUGCACUCUAUAGGGUUCCACUUCAGACACUUGUCUCAAUUUCCAUAUAGGCUAGCAAUACUGGCUAUAUUAAUCUGUUACAUUUAAUUCCAGGACCUUAUUUCACCCAAUCCCAAAAUGUGGGUAGUCCCUUGGGCCCGGGGGUUGGACCCAACAACAGGCACGGUUUCGUUAGCUCUGCAAUAUAUGAUGGCUUCAUCAGGCAGAAGGAACUAAUCACCCAAAGAGGUAAUGGCAUUCCUUUACUGGUUUACAUGUAUGAUAAUUGCAUGUAGGCUCUAUGCUAAAUAGUCUGUUCUCAGAGCUGGAGCCCACCCCAGAGUUGAAUUCUACACUUGAGCCCAUUGGGGACCUUGGAGAAGAGGUUCCCACAGAGCAGGCUGGUCUGAUUAAAGAUCUAGGUGACCAGCAGGAUGACAAGGAUCGCUAUAAAAUUGGAACUCAUUGA